AUGUUCCAAGCUGGGGGACAGCAUGAGCAAGAGCCCAUGCUGAUGCCUUCAAAUGCAUGGUCAUCCAUGGAUAACCAAGGACGUGGAGAUCUCUACAUUCAAGAUCCAAGAUCAGACAGAUGCUUAGUACAAGCUUUGAAUUCUGUCUCAAACUCAAUUUAUGGAGCUUCCGGAGCUGCACUUCAGGACAAGGGGACAGACAAAACGGAGGUCCAGGGGACAGUGACACUGACAGUGACCAAGACCAUGACCAGACUCACAACACCCCUGCCAGCCAGCAAGAGUGUGCAGACCACUCAGCCAACUGCCUCUUUCCAGAGUCCCACCCCCACAAGCAAGAAGAGGCUAAAAGUCGAAGACUUCCCGGCAGAACCCCUCUGGGACUUUGAGGAUGAAUAUAGAUUGGAAGAAGGAAGUCUACAGACAAAUUGCCCUGAUUCUGUGAAAGUCAAAGCUGCUCAGUCCCCUUGGCUCCGGGAACGCUUUCUUCCCAACCUCACCCUCUUUCUGGAUUUGGAACAUUUCAACCUCAGUGAGUGGAAUCGGCUGGAACAUUUUAAACCUCCAUUUGGCUUCAUGGGCCUCAAUUAUACCAUGGUUCAGGAAAUCCUGAAGAAGUUCCCAUCUGUCUCUCAGCAACAGCUUCUCUUGGCCGCCCACCCCCAAACUGGGACCCCCCCAUGUAUCAGCUGUGCCGUGGUAGGGAAUGGAGGCAUCCUGAAAAGGUCUCAGUUGGGCCAGGAGAUAGACAGCCACGACUAUGUGUUCAGGGUCAACGGGGCUCUGAUCAAUGGCUAUGAACAGGAUGUGGGUACCCGGACAUCUUUCUAUGGUUUCACCUACCACAGUUUGGCCGCGUCACUUGGUUUGUUGAGGAAUCAGGGUUUUCAUCAAAUGCCAAUGGAAAAGGACAUCCACUAUUUGCACUUCCUUGAAGGGCUUCAGGAUUUUGAGUGGCUGAAGUACAUACUACGUGACCAGAUUAUGGAAAAAUCUGUCAUGGAAAGACCUUUGCGGUAUUUGCUGAUGCACCCAGACUUGCUUCGAUACGUGAAGAACAGGUUUUUGCGGUCAGACAUCCUAGAUACGCUCUACUGGGCUUUUUACCGCCCCUCUAAUGGUGCCUUUCUGCUGCUCGCUGCAAUCCAACUGUGUGAUCGGGUGAGUGCCUAUGGUUUCAUCACCAGUGACUUUUAUCAAUUUGCUGAUCACUACUAUGACCCAAGGUGGAAAAAAAUGCACUUGUACACCAACCAUGAUUUUAUACUAGAGAAGAAACUGUGGGAACAACUACACAGUGAAGGUAUCAUCCAGCUAUACCACGGUCCUAAAGCCACGAAACCACAGAACUAG
Messenger RNA from Dromiciops gliroides (monito del monte), 1353 nucleotides. RefSeq names its product ST6 N-acetylgalactosaminide alpha-2,6-sialyltransferase 1 (gene ST6GALNAC1). Gene Ontology annotation, molecular function: alpha-N-acetylgalactosaminide alpha-2,6-sialyltransferase activity. The record is from RefSeq and is a predicted model, not a curated record. Bases 1 to 1353 code for a protein of 450 amino acids. The transcript has 9 exons. NCBI's taxonomy places the organism in Eukaryota, Metazoa, Chordata, Mammalia, Microbiotheria, Microbiotheriidae.